AUGGCUCCGUUAGGAAAGCGGGCUGGACCCUGCGCGCGCAGAGAAAGUUCCGCGGCUUAUAACAUUAAGCGGCAACGUAUCGCGCCUCACGUGCUCUUACCUAAUCUCGAACCCGGCGCGGCACGGGACGAGUUAAAAAGGCGGCAACAUCAAAGGACCCGUAUAAGGUCCUCCCGUGAGCCGCGUGGCGUGUGGGAGGGUCGACGCCCCCGCGUGGGAGUGACGCUAUGUGCACGCGGAAUUGUUCGCGAGCGCUCGGUGAAACCUAAGCCGCUGCGGUAUGUGACCUACGAGAUCCAUAUAAAGCUCGUUAGCGAGGAAGUCAUAGCUGGACUGGGUUACGCCACCCCCGCCCAU
Iphiclides podalirius (scarce swallowtail) is the source of this 357-nucleotide messenger RNA. The record is from the annotation of a GenBank genome assembly. Lineage: Eukaryota; Metazoa; Arthropoda; Insecta; Lepidoptera; Papilionidae.